AUGGCGCACACGCCAAACGACAACACUCCCUUCUACGAGUAUCUCGUGGAUGACCCGGAAGUAAGUAUCUCACCCGGCGUUGCAUUCCACUUUUCUCCGUUCGGUGCCUUCCUCCCCGGAGUGCGGCCUUCAGGGGCUCCCAUUUCUUGCGGUCAGGCCUUGAAUCAAACGACCAGCUCAUUCCGCGCCAUGCCUCUUGGCCCCUUCUUCAUCUGCCGACCUGAGCGGUAUACGAAUGUGACAAGACAAGCGCUAGACCAAGCGAUCAAAGGCGCGAGUGAGGACAUGAUGCCACGCGGCAAACUGAUGAGACAGACGGCGAUGAGGCGCAGAAGAGUAGAGCAGGCCGUGUCCUCGAGGAUCACAGGUCCUUUCGCCAAAGAAAAAAAAAAGGUUGAAGACAGAAGGAAAAAGUCUGACGAUUAUUUCUAUCAGCAGAUGAUAGCUUCGACGCCGUUGUCCCCGCACUUCUCUCCCGAAGUUUUCGGAGGGGCUUUCGACGUCGGCGACCGCCAACACCACGCCACUCGGCCCGGUAAUCAGACCACCCAGCUGAGUCCAGGCCACAAUCGGCCCAACGCCAUCAAUGAAUCGACCACAGCGACACCACUAAAUCAGGUCCAGGCCAUUGCAGGUAUUCCUGGAUUACCCAUACCCGUAUCCGUAUCGACGGCGCAAUUCCCGCAAAUUCACAAUCUCGGAGGACUCCAGCACCUGAAUCAGCAGCACCAGCAAAACCACCCUCAGCUCCAUCCUUCAGCCCUGGGUCUGGGUCUCGAGUUGGGUACUCUGGGGUUGACACAUGCAGAGGGCAACCAGGGUCUUCAGCACCAAUUCGGUCCAGCGGCAGCGCCUGCGCCUAAUAUUGCUGCUGAUCAACAGGGGACGUCGUCGCAUCUCCAUUUGCAGGGCCAUCAACGUGCACCCGCCCACGCCGCCGCAUGGCUUCCGCCCGGAUAUGGAGUCCCGGUGUACCACGACAACCCGCAACAGCAUGUCGAUGCAACGUCCUCCUCCGCAACAGCAGCAGGUGUCAACCCACCUGUCACUCUCUCCGCAGCGGCCGGCCUGAGUACUGAUGGCAGAAACCAGAAUGUUGGUGUUGGCGGUGGUCACUUAUACGAUUUCGGAUUCGCAGCACCACCACUACCGUCAACGAGUGAGCAGUCGUUCCUGGGCGGCGGAGUCUAUGCCGACAUCACGCCACUUUCCACCACCGUAGCUGUAACAGCUCACCCGCAACCACCCACGACCACUUUUGAUUUCCAUGCUUCGCCAUGGCGGCCGCGGCUUCAAGACAGCAGCUCCGUCACACUGACACCAAACAUUGCAGCCGUCGCUGCGGCCGAAUUGAACCACGACGUCCGCAAGCACAGCAAAAGCAGCAUGGAGACCGAUAGCGACGUCAAGGACCCUUCGUGGGAUGACGAUGAUAACGAGGCUCAAGAUAGAAGGGGUGGAGCUGGAGCAAUGAAGACGUCGUCGUCGUCAUCGCCCGGGACUCGGAAGCCGCAGCGAAAGGGCAAGCGCCGUGCCGUAGCCGAUCCCGAAGCCGGUGGCAACUACGACAAUGACGAACCCACCAGCCCCGCGGGCCGGACCAGCGUCAGCGGCCGAUCGGUCAAGUCGGUAUCGGUCGCCUCAUCUGCCGGAUCGAGCACCAAGACGGCACCGGCACCCCGACUGCGCAGUGCCUCCCGCACAUCCAAAAACGCACUGCAAAAGCCGACCGAGUCCCUCGAAGAACGACGAACACGCGCAUCUCAUAAUCUGGUCGAAAAGCAGUAUCGUAACCGACUCAAUGCUCAAUUCGAGGGUCUCCUCAAUGCCCUACCGGAGCAGGUCCGCGGCCCGGCCGGCGCCGGAGACGGCGACGAAUCGGACCCGCAAGCGGCGGCGGCGGCGGCAGCGAAUGAGGAAAGGCGGGUCAGCAAGGCCGAGGUGCUGGACAUGGCCCGCCGCCACAUCCAGAACCUGGAGCGGGAGCGGGAGACGCUCCACCGCGAAAGGGGAGAACUGCUGCGCAAUCUAGAGACGCUCGAGCGGGAGGCGGCCGUGAAUGGCGGCGGGGGCGGCCGCUUGGACGAGUUCCUCGACGUCGAAGGGGUUCCGGACGAGAGAGGCGAGUCGUCUUCGUCGUGGAGGAAUGCUUGA
Messenger RNA from Colletotrichum paranaense, 2154 nucleotides. Its product is annotated as helix-loop-helix DNA-binding domain-containing protein. The transcript is spliced from 2 exons. The record is from RefSeq and is a predicted model, not a curated record. Gene Ontology annotation, molecular function: protein dimerization activity. Bases 1 to 2154 code for a protein of 717 amino acids. Lineage: Eukaryota; Fungi; Ascomycota; Sordariomycetes; Glomerellales; Glomerellaceae.